GGCCGUUCGAAUAACAGCGGCCGCGGCCCGGCUCCGGGACUGAACCCCGCUACAACCCCAGCCUCGGCAGCCAUGCAGGAGAUGAAGGCGGACACGAAUUCCCCAGCCACGGUACGGGUAAAGCUGACACGAGGCGGGUCCCGGUGGUUGCCUCGGCGGGUCUGCUUCCCUAAGGACGGGCGUGUGGUUCUUCGUUUCCCGGGGCUUUGGCAAAGCCGGAGCCUUCGCCAGCGGCAUUCGACGGCCGCAUUCCUCGCGGGUUCCUUUGCUACCCCUAGCGCAGGUUUGGAAAAAACCUUCUCCUUGUGCCCUUCCUGUGCCGUGCUCGGGGCUAUCCCAUCCCGCGGCCCUAAGCCUCCUCAGGCAGAAGCUGCGGAGAUGAUUUCCGAGGGUCUCCGAAACAGCAGCGAGGGAUGAGCGUCCCUUCCUCGCACGACUCCUCCCUGGUCUAGCUGGUGACCCCGUAGGGUCCGGUUCCCGUUGAAUUCGUGGCCGCGGGGUGUGUGCGUAUCGGGGGUAGUUUUUCAGGGGUCAGCUGGGAUGUGAGUCUAGUCAGGUUAGAGGGAGACGUAGCAUCGGGGGCCAUUCUCUGCCGAGCCCCCGGCUUUCCUGAGCUGCGCUGGGGCCGGGGGCGGGUCUGUGCUCUCCGUCACUUGGCCUGGGCAGGGUGACGGCAGUGAGCGCGUCCAGGGCCGGACGCUUCCCUUCCCCAUGGCCAGGCGCCGGAGGUUUCUGUGCCGUGCGCGGUGACAUGGGGUGGCGCAGGGCCAGGAAGGGGAACCGCCGCCUGCCAGCCCCGCCGAAGAGAAGCUCAACUUUUCUUUUGUGCGUGGCCGCUGGCUCCCCGGCCUUUCUCGCUUGCCGUGCUCAUGGCGAAUAUACCCCGGCCUGCCGACGACAGCCGCGCGGCCCCGUCUGGGCAGGGACCUGAUAGGCUGGCCAUGAUGUCUCUUCACAGUGUAAGAGUUGCUGCUCUCCUUGAGUGGGUGAACAGCACAAAGGUUUGUCCUGAUCCCCUCAAUGAUCUGUCCCAGCUCCAGGUCUGUAGCGACUUCAUCGGAAUUAUCCACAAAAUGCACAGGAGCAAGGAGGGGGAGUCUGUGCUGUAACAGCUGCUGCCAGAGACGAUCUUCUUCACCCAUGGUUUCCUGCAGGGUAAGACCCUCUGCUGGUGCUGGGGAAAGCGACUGCCCCUGCUUGGUGCCCCUGACCUCUGAGGGAGUCUGGUCUGCUGUCUUCAACUUCCCCCUCUGUCGCUGUUGAGUAAGACACGACAAAGACUCAUCAGAAGGCUAGUUUGCACAGCAUCUCGCUUUACUUUGAAAAUCUCUCUUUUAUGCACUGUUCCAAUACAGACAGACCAGAUUGGUCAAUUAAUCAA
Vidua chalybeata is the source of this 1381-nucleotide messenger RNA. RefSeq names its product nuclear mitotic apparatus protein 1-like. The transcript has 4 exons. Lineage: Eukaryota; Metazoa; Chordata; Aves; Passeriformes; Viduidae. Bases 870 to 1109 code for a protein of 79 amino acids. The record is from RefSeq and is a predicted model, not a curated record.